GACAAAACAAGAAAGAGAUACAAAAUUGAGCAGAAAAUCCAAGAUUCCUUCGCCUCUCCGAUUAUCGGUUCCCUCUUUGUUUUGGUAGUAAGCAAGAUUUCAUCUUUUCUGCAAAUUUAAGCAAUUGGGUUUUCAAUAUGAGUAUCAAAUAGCGCCUUCAAGUGAAUCUGAAUUGAUUUUCAUAUGUUUUCUGUAGCAGACUCUAUGUUGUUGUUGUUGUUGUUUUUGAGAACGAAGAGAAAUCAUAAUAAUAGCAUUCUAGGGCAUUCAAAAUUUGAAUACCGCUAACCCCAUUUCCAUUUGAGUAUCUGGGUUCAAAAUUUGAACUUUGUUUGUCUGAACCCAUAGCUCAUACCGUGUAAGUGGUGAUUAGUAAAUGGCAACUUGGAUUUAUGUGAAAACCCAAAGAAAUGGGUACGUGAGUUUAUGUGAUCCAAUGUUUCAUUUUCAUCUUGUGCGAAGGUUUUCUCUCUGGUCAAUGAAGAAAGAUCCAGAUCUUGAAGCUGCAUUACAUAGAAAUCGUAGAUGGGUAGUUAAUAAUCAGAUUAAGAACAUUAUUAUGAGAUGUCCUGACCAGGUUGCAUCAGUAAAGUAUCUGCAAAAGAAGUUCAAGACUCUUGAUCUUCAAGGCAAAGCUUUAAAUUGGCUUAAAAAAUACCCUUGUUGCUUUGAAGUCUACCUUGAGAAUGAUGAGUAUUAUUGUGGGAUGACUAAAAGAAUGAUGUUUUUGACUCAAGAGGAAGAGUCUGUAAAGGAUAUGCAAGAACCGUUAUACGCAGACCGAUUAGCUAAGUUGUUGAUGAUGACUCGUGAUCAAAGGUUGAAUGUUAUGAAACUUAAUGAACUGAGGAGAAAUUUUGGAUUUCCUGAUGAUUAUUUGCUCAGAAUUAUACCCAAGUACCCUCAAAUAUUUAGAGUUGUUAACCACACUGGGAGACGGAGUUCGAUGGAGAUAGAGCUCACAGCCUGGAGUCCUGAUUUAGCUAUUUCUGCAAUCGAAAAAAUGGCUAAAAAGGAUGGUCGAGAGCCAUGCUUUCCGUGCUCGUUGCCUCCAACUUGGGUCAAAUCAUUGGAAAGGUUUGAAGAUUUUAAUUCUACUCCAUAUAUUUCACCUUAUUCAGGAUUUGAUGGUUUAGUGGAGGGCUCAAAGGAAAUGGACAAGAGGACAGUGGGGUUGGUGCAUGAAUUGUUGUCAUUGACCUUGUGGAAAAAAGCAUCAAUUUUCAAAUUGGGCCAUUUUAGAAGAGAAUUAUGUCUACCAGAGAAAUUAAAUGUUUUUCUGCUCAAACAUCCUGGAAUAUUCUAUGUUUCUAACAGAUACCAAAUCUAUACAGUUCUCCUGAGGGAAGCAUAUAAUGGGUCUGAACUGAUUGAAAAGGAUCCUCUUCUUGUUGUCAAAGAAAGGUUUGGUGAAUUGAUGCAGGAGGGACUCCAUGAAUAUAAUCGCAGACAUUAUCUAUUAAAUUUGGAAAAGAAGAGGAACAGAGGCAUGAUAAUGCCAAAGCCAGAGAAAAGGAGGAACCAAAGCGACGAAACAUCAGAACAAGAUAAGGAGGGAGGAGAUCUAGGUGGCAUAUUUGAUCCGGAAGAGAGAAAGCGGUUUUACAAAGUUCUGUUUGAUGACAAUGCUCCAUAAGGAAUGGAAGAUGUAAACAUAUCCAUAUUAACAUCAGUUUAUUUCUCUGAUCUCCUUGUGCCUCUCCCUGUUGCCCUACCAAGAAAAGCUUAGAAGAUGAGCUAAAAGAAUCAGUUAGGAUCAGCUCCUUUCUUUCUCUCCUUAUAUAUUUGUUUCAGGUAAAGAUUGGCUACUUCUGAAUGAUGAUAUAUGUCUGCACCUAAUCUGCUCUAUUCAUUUUGUUAAAUGUCUUUUUGUUGUUGAGAGCU
Molecule: messenger RNA, 1884 nt
Organism: Solanum stenotomum
Lineage: Eukaryota; Viridiplantae; Streptophyta; Magnoliopsida; Solanales; Solanaceae
Product: protein WHAT'S THIS FACTOR 1 homolog, chloroplastic
Exons: 1
Coding region: 377-1636 (419 amino acids)
Molecular function (GO): RNA binding
Source: RefSeq, a predicted model, not a curated record